CGUCCCGGUCGUCUAGUAAAGGAUGCUUGACGCGUGAAAGUACGUAUACGGACCCUCCGCGAGUCGAGGCACAGUAACAUUACCCGCGUUUAGAACAAAGACGGACACGCCGCUUGCGACAGCUUUGUUGUCCUAAUGUGUCUCUCGGCCGUCCUCUGUCUUGUCUUGUGUUCGCUGUCCUCGGACCGUCAUCAGCCUGAGUGGAGUCAUAAAUAACAUUCCUUACAGUGUGAGCAUCAUGUCCACUGCUGGUUCAGCAUCGAAGAAGGCACCCAAGAGCCAUAGCACACGUUCCCACGGUACUACCUCUAAGGGCCUCAAAGAAAUCCACAUUGAUGAAGAAGUCAAGAUAUCGAUCAACCUCUCUCUGGAGAGGUUUCAAUACAGUGACCAAAAAGAGAUGAGCUUUCCCUCCUCCUUCUCCAGUAAUGAGCGGGCUUUCAUUCACCGAAUGGCACAGUCCCUGGGUUACAUCUCCAAGAGCAAAGGGAAAGGACCAAAUCGCUCCCUCACCAUCAGGAAGAAGACCGGUUCAGAUAAACCCCAGCCUACGAUGCCCCUCCCAGUCUCCCACAAUUCCUUAUAUUUCAUCAGCAGCCUACUGCAGAGGUUUCCCAUCAGCAGUAAAGAACGCAUGGACAUGCAGCCCAACAACAAAAAUGGCCUGUCUGUUGCAGCAGAACCCGACGGCUGCAGUGAGAGGAACCGAGCAAGCGGACGCCUAAACAACGCCAUACCCAUGGUGCCUCAGAGACGGAGUCCAACAGACCUGGACAGUUUUCGAAACGCCCUCCCUGUGCAUGAGCGCCAGGGCGAGAUCAUCCAGCUCAUCAGAGACAACAGGGUUGUGUUGGUGGUUGGAGAGACUGGCUCUGGAAAAACCACACAGAUCCCACAGUUCUUGCUGGAUGAGUGCAGCAGGAAUGGAGAUCCGUGCAGGAUUUUCUGCACUCAACCCAGGCGGCUGGCUGCCAUCGCUGUGGCUGAGCGAGUGGCAGCAGAGAGAGGGGAGAGUGUGGGCCAGACGGUCGGUUAUCACAUCCGACUAGAGAGCAGGGUCUCGCCAAAGACGCUGCUGACGUUUUGCACCAGUGGAGUGCUCCUCAGAACUUUGAUGGCUGGAGAUGCCAGCCUGAAAACGGUCACACAUGUCAUUGUGGAUGAGGUGCAUGAGCGUGAUGGUCUGACAGACUUCCUGCUUACCAAGAUACGGGAUGUGCUUCAGAAGAUUCCCUCACUGAAACUGAUCCUCUCCAGUGCAGCUCUGGAUACAGACCUUUUUCUUCAGUACUUUGGCUCCUGUCCUGUUAUCCACCUCAUAGGAAGACAGUUUGAGGUGAAGGAAUUCUUUCUGGAAGACAUCCUGACACUGACCGGCUUCAACAAUAAGGACCUGCGGAAAUGCAAAGAGGAGACCCAGAGAAAGGAUAAGAAGCAGCAGUGUCUGACAGAGUGGUGUCAGGCGGUAGAGGAGGAGAAACAGAGGAGCCCCAUGUCGGCCCCGGGCUUCCUGCAGGAUCGCACUUCCCUGGACAUAUUGGACAGCACCUUCAACACACUGACUGAGAGUGACACCGAGCAGCUGGAGCCGUGGCUUCUGAGGGAGAUGGACUCGUGCAUUUACAACGUUUUCCUCAAUGAAGAUCAGGAUACUUUCAUUCAGCUCUUCAACCUCAUCCUCUAUGAAAACGUAAACGUGGACUACAGGCACAGUGACACAGGGGCCUCCCCCCUGAUGGCGGCGGCAGCGCGGGGGCUCCUCACACAGAUGGAGCAGCUGCUCAGCAUGGGGGCAGACAUCAACUUGAAGGCAUCAAACGGCUGGACAGCCUUCGACUUUGCCAAACACUUCCAGCAGACAGAUGCUAUGGAUCUACUCAAAUCGUCCAUUCCGCUGGGAGAGGAGAGCAGCCGGGGCGAGUCCUGUCUGAUGCCGGGUGGCAGUGCAGAGGUGAGCACUGAGGAGCAGGAGCUGCUCAAACUGUACCACCACAGCUUCGAUGAUGAGCGGGUGGACCUGGACCUCAUCAUGGAUCUGCUGCACCACAUCUGCUCCACGACUAGUGACGGUGCUGUCCUGAUUUUUCUUCCUGGAUAUGACGAGAUUGUGUCACUCAGGGACCGCAUCCUGUAUGACGAUAAGAGAUUCUCCCACCACUCUGAAAGGUACCAGGUGUUCACUCUACAUUCAGACAUGCAGACUCUGGAUCAGAAGAGGGCCAUGAAGAACUCUCCACCUGGUAUCAGGAAAAUAAUUCUUUCCACCAAUAUUGCGGAAACGAGCAUCACUAUUAAUGAUGUGAUCUUUGUCAUUGACUCAGGAAAGGUCAAAGAGAAGUCCUUUGAUACCCUCAGUCAUGUAUCCAUGUUAAAGACGGUUUGGAUCUCGAAAGCCAGCGCUCUGCAAAGGAAGGGAAGAGCCGGCCGCUGCAGACCAGGGAUCUGCUUCCGGCUCUACAGUCGACUCAGGUUCCACAACAUGCUGGAAUUCCAGGUUCCACAGCUGCUGCGGAUGCCACUGCAGGAACUGUGCCUGCAGACCAAACUCCUGGCUCCCUCCUCCUGUCCAGUAGCUGAGUUCUUGUCCAAAGCUCCCCAGCCGCCUGCUGCACAUGCUAUCCGAAACGCUGUGCAGAUGCUAAAGUCAAUAGACGCCAUGGACCAGCAUGAAGACCUGACUGAUCUGGGUUACCACCUGGCUGAUCUUCCCGUGGAGCCCCACUUGGGCAAGAUGGUGCUGUGCGCUGUGGUGCUCAAGUGUCUGGACCCCAUUCUAACCAUUGCCUGCACACUAGCCUACCGUGAUCCCUUCAUCCUUCCCGCCCAGGGGACUCAGAAAAAAGCUGCACUACACAACCGCAAAUGCUUCACUUCCACCUCCUUCAGCGACCACAUGGCCUUGCUGAGAGCCUUCCAGGCAUGGCAGAAGGCCCGCAGUGAAGGCUGGGAGAGAUCCUUCUGUGAGAAGAACUUCCUGUCCCAGGCCACCAUGGACAUGAUACUGGGCAUGAGGACACAGCUGCUGGGACAGCUCCGAGCCAUUGGUUUUGUGCGAGCGCGCGGGGGCAGUGACAUCCGGGAUGUGAAUCUGAACUCUGAGAACUGGGCCGUGGUGAAAGCAGCACUGAUGGCCGGCAUGUAUCCCAAUCUGGUGCAUAUCAACCGGGAGACCUCCAUGAUUUCCAGUAACCGGGAGAAGAAGGUCCACUUUCAUCCCACUUCUAUUCUGAGUCAGUCCCAGUUCAAGGAGAAAUCGGCCCAGGUCCUUCCCACAGACUGGCUGAUCUAUGACGAGAUGAGCCGAGGCCACCGGAUGGCCAGUGUCCGCUGCUGCUCCGUGCUGACUGCCAUCACUGUGGCCAUUUUCGGAGGCUGUGCCAAGCUACCCAGCUCUGCCCUGCAGGAACCUGCUGCACAGAAAACCACUGACAGUCCAUCAGGUGACCUCAGUGACAGUGACUCAGAGGAGCUGGCCGAGAUGAGGAUAGAUGACUGGCUCGUCUUUCAAUUGGACAAUGAGGCCGCGGGACUGGUGUUUGAACUGAGGCAGAAGUGGCAAAAUCUGUUCAUCAAGAGGAUCCGUUGUCCUUCAAAGCCCUGGUCUCAACAAGACGAGGCCAUCAUCCGAACCCUGGUUUCUGUGCUUGCAGCAGAGGAGCAGGGAGCAGGUCUGCAGCAGCCCACAGGGAUUGGCCAGCGGCCCCGGCCCAUGUCCUCCGACGAUGGGCCUCUGGCUUCAAUGAAGAGCUCCAAGAACAGCCCCCAACGACCCCCCAACACCAUCAGUGACAAGUCCCGUAGGAUGGCGGCAGCCUGGAGCCUUCAGCACAGAGAGGAAGCCUUCCUGCCCAACAAGCAGCUCUUCGAUGAAUCCCUUUCAUCCAGUAGCUCUUCCUGCUCGAUGACCUUUGACAGUCCGUCUUACAGCCCCGGUCCUUCCUCCUCAGGAAAGCAGAUCCCAAAGCCACAGUCACCCCGGCCGGUCUCUUCAGUGCGCUACUUCAUCAUGAAGAGCAGCAAUGUGAGGAACAUAGAUAUUUCUCAGCAGAAAGGUAUCUGGUCCACCACGCCGAGCAAUGAGGGCAAACUCACCAAGGCCUUCCUGGAGUAUAGGGCUAUCAUCCUCAUCUUCUCUGUUCAGGGAUCUGGGCAGUUCCAGGGUUAUGCCCAAAUGACAUCAGUCAUCAGUCAGGGGAGCUGCCAGGACUGGGGCUUCAUGGGACUCGGGGGGGUUUUUAGUGUUGAGUGGAUCCGCAAGGAGAGUCUCCCCUUCCAGUGCUCCCAACACAUCCUCAACCCGUGGAACGACAACAAGAAGGUUCAGAUCAGCAGGGACGGACAGGAGUUGGAGCCCCAAGCAGGCAGCCAGCUGCUGUUACUGUGGCAGAGAAACUUAUGAAUCCAGUUUAAUGAAAGUGCACGGUGUGCUCCACUACUUGAGUGGAAUGUCGGGACAAUGGAACUGAUUGAAUUGAUUGCAAAGUUCAGCUGUUGCCUCUUGGUUGUGUUUUAUUUAAUGUUCUCAUUGGGUUUUUAUUCGUUCUGUUCUAAAUGGUACUUGUGUUCUUAUCAAUGAUUUUCACAAUAAAAAGUCUGUUGUUAGAAGCGUGUUAGAGCCUCAGGAGAAAAGAAAUCUUAAUAUUUGGUUUUAGCAUUUGAAUUGUUCAAUUUUUGCUGCUGACCUGAACUUGACCUCUGAGCUCAGGUGCCUCAUGAUUGUUAUUGGCUUGAUAAAAUAAACAGCAAUUUAAUCUUAAA
Molecule: messenger RNA, 4758 nt
Organism: Gasterosteus aculeatus aculeatus (three-spined stickleback)
Lineage: Eukaryota; Metazoa; Chordata; Actinopteri; Perciformes; Gasterosteidae
Gene: ythdc2
Product: YTH domain containing 2
Cellular component (GO): intracellular anatomical structure
Molecular function (GO): ATP binding; protein binding; RNA binding
Source: RefSeq, a predicted model, not a curated record